Messenger RNA from Penicillium hordei, 1476 nucleotides. Its product is annotated as flavin monoamine oxidase family protein. NCBI's taxonomy places the organism in Eukaryota, Fungi, Ascomycota, Eurotiomycetes, Eurotiales, Aspergillaceae. Bases 1 to 1476 code for a protein of 491 amino acids. The transcript is spliced from 2 exons. The record is from RefSeq and is a predicted model, not a curated record. Gene Ontology annotation, molecular function: oxidoreductase activity.
AUGUCUCGCUCAAAAGAGGGUUACUUGUGGACACUAGAACAAGUCACGGAGGGUCUACUCACCGCCGCUGUUCAACAAAGCUCCCCGGCCAUCAAAGACCGCUACGAUGUAAUUGUUAUAGGCGCUGGUUUUGCCGGUCUCGUUGCCGCCCGAGACUUGAGCCAGAAACACGGACUCGAUGUCCUUCUCCUUGAAGCGCGCGAUCGGAUAGGCGGCCGUACAUGGACGGCCAGGGUCCUCGGCGAGGACAUCGAGAUGGGAGGUACAUGGGUCCAUUGGGCUCAGCCUCACCUAUACGCCGAACUGCACCGAUAUGGCCUACAUCGAAAUUUGAAGACAUCAGCCGGAACCAUUGCGCCUGAAAAGCAAGAAUUCAAAACUGCCUCGGGAGACACAGAAGAUGUAUCGAGUGCAGAAAGUGGUGCUGCGCUGGAACGAGUAGCACAGAGAUUCUUCACUGUAGACGGACUGGAUAGUAGGUCUCUCAUGCCGUAUCCACAUGAUUCGUUGCGGGAGCCUGCACUCUGGAGGAAAUACGACCACCUUAGUGUGCACGAUCGGUUGGAUCAGCUCCAUGAUAUCCCACCACGGGCGAAGGACCUGUUCGAAUCGAAUAUCAACACGUUUGGCAGCGCGUCAGGGAAGGACAUUGGGUUCGUGGAAGCGUUGAGAUGGUUCGCAUUAGGCGGUCAUUCUAUUGCUGGCAUCUUCGAGAUGGCUGGGAUUUACAAGAUUGGAAAAGGAGGCAUGACUUCCUUGGCCGGUGCUAUUCUGGACGAAUAUACCGGCGACCAGCUCCUUAACACAGUUGUUGCCGAGAUUCAUCAUGUGGCAAGCGGUGUUGAGCUCUCGACCACAGACUUCCGGACCUUGCGGGCAAAAGCUAUCAUUUCAACGAUUCCACUUAACUGUCUCGGCGACAUUAGAUUCAACCCUCUUCUCUCCCCACUCCGUCAGGAAGCAAUUGCACAUGGGCACAUCAAUCGGGGCGCCAAAAUUCAUUACAAACUCCGCGAGACUCUUCCCGGUUGGUUCUGGACGGGUGAUUCCAAGAGCGACUCAAACUUUGUCUUCGCUUUCUCAGACCACAAUGGAACGCAGCCGUCGGGACCGUCAGGCACUUGGUGCAUCGGCUUCGGAUAUAACGGAAAGCUGACCGACAAGAAGGAUUCCGCACGUAUACUUCAGCAAUUUAAGAAGGACAUCAAUCCGAACGUCAACGUGGAGGCUUAUGCUACACAUGACUGGAUGAAUGAUCUCUAUGCUAAGGGCGUUUGGGCAUGCUGGGGACCUAAUGCUACAUCGAAGUAUCUAGCGGAACUACAACAGCCUCAUGGGCGGGUUAUCUUUGCGAAUGCGGAUUGGGCUGACGGAUGGAGGGGGUUCGUUGACGGUGCUAUUGAGCGAGGACAGGUUGCUGUGCGAGAUACGUUGAGUCUGUUGAAGGGGCAUCGGACGAGUAUGGCGAAGUUGUAG